GCCAACCAGGACGCCCAGGCAGCCCUGGAACUCCCGGCGGGCCUGGAGGACCUGGAGGACCAGGUGGCCCCGGCGGACCCACAGGACCUUAUCCAGGACAACCAUCAGGACCGGGUGGUCAGUACCCAGGACAACCAGGACAACCCGGUCGUCCAGGCCUUCCUGGAUCGCCAGGCACCCCAGGAGGCCCAGGUGGACCUGGCGGACCAGGAGGUCCUGGAGGCCCAGGUGGGCCGACAGGCCCUGGAUCCUACCCAGGACAACCAACGGGACCAGGAGGUCCAGGUCAAUACCCAGGUCAACCAG
This is a messenger RNA of Gryllus bimaculatus (two-spotted cricket), 306 nucleotides long. The record is from the annotation of a GenBank genome assembly. Lineage: Eukaryota; Metazoa; Arthropoda; Insecta; Orthoptera; Gryllidae.